Hyposmocoma kahamanoa is the source of this 2023-nucleotide messenger RNA. RefSeq lists its product as uncharacterized. The coding region runs from base 46 to 1989 and encodes 647 amino acids. Gene Ontology annotation, biological process: sodium ion transmembrane transport. Gene Ontology annotation, molecular function: L-amino acid transmembrane transporter activity. Gene Ontology annotation, cellular component: membrane. NCBI's taxonomy places the organism in Eukaryota, Metazoa, Arthropoda, Insecta, Lepidoptera, Cosmopterigidae. The transcript has 16 exons. The record is from RefSeq and is a predicted model, not a curated record.
CACUAGUAAAUAAUAUUGUAUACAAUUACACGUAACUGAAAAGCCAUGGCUCAUCUUUCGGUGGAAACCAUUCUUACAGCUCCAGUGACACGAGAAGUAGAUAACAUGAGCGAUUGGUCAACGGUAUGGUCCACGACACAUGUACCGGGUAUGGACACAGCGACUGGCGCCGGGUCCCUCAAAAAAUCAAUGGGUCGUCGACGCCUACGCAAUGCCGCCCAUAGCAUCUGCUGUCUUUUGGCUAUGCACUGUCGGGUCACUGCCAUUGCGCUUAAAGGCAGUUUCUUUGUCUUCCUACUAACAUUGACGGCGGCAAUUGGUAUCUUGGGGAAUCCUCUACGGCACUUUGAAGUGUAUCUCGGCCAAUGGAGCAUCAGCGGGCCAGGUCGAGCUUUUCGUAUAAUACCAAUGUUUGAUGGUGUUGGAAUAGCAAUAUGCAUAAACGCUUUGACUCGAGCCAUAACUUGUUCGGUCAUGGGUGCCAUUACUGCUGUUUAUGUGUUGGCGGCGGUCUCUGAUAAGCAAUUACCCUUCGAAUUUUGCAGGGACAACAACUUAAAAGCGUACAACGCAAGUUUGAAACAAAUUGACGCAGCCAUGUUGAACGAUCCUUAUGCAUCUUUAGAGUCUGGUUUAUUGCUACUAGAUGAACAAAUGACAACUAAGCCAGUAUUCAGAACAGUGGGAACACAGCCUCAUGCAUGGAGAAAUUUAACACAGUUAAAAAUUUCACUCGGCGUACAACUAGUUAGCCAGCGUAAAACAUACGUCUGCAAGGAAACUUUCGAUGGUACUUAUCCUACAAUGUACCUCACUCCACCGUAUAAUUAUUUCUAUGUAGAAGUUAUACGUCACUCCUCGGACUACGCAUUUAAAAUAAACUUACCACUUAUAGUAUUUGUAAUUAUUGAGUGGUGCAUAAUAUGGAUAUACAUGCUGACAGAGAAAGUACGACACAAGAGGUUAAUUUGGAAUAAUAUAUAUCCAUGGUUCAAAGGAAUACCUUGGACAUGGGCCGUAGUACUGGUUGUUAUAAGCGUCAUAAAUUAUGUGAAAAAGACAAUAUCGGUCAGCAGAAUGUUUCAAAUAGGUGGCUCCAGAGAUAUUCUUGGAAGUGUCUGUGACGCUUUUGAAGUGGCCAUGUACAUACAUGCUGCGAGUAUUGGAACGGAAACCAUUCAUGGAAAGGGUCUUAAUCAUUUUGCUCACGGGCACAUAGACCCUAGUCUGAACAGCGAAAAUGUGUGGCUCUCCAGUUUUGUACUAAUCGUCACUGCGCUGCAUACUACUGGCGCAGCUAUCUGCGCCAUUACAGACUACGUCCAGGUUAUCGGACUCAAUAAUGUUAGAGAAAGUUCGUUAUGGAUUUUACCUAUGUAUUCGAAAUGUACGUCGCGCGGCGACUAUUCGCACUUCAUGUCUGCAACAUUAUUUUCCGGCUUAACCUUUUCGUACAUCGUCAUAGCUGCAGUUUUAUUUAAAACAGUGCUGCACAUUAUCUUCGAAUACAGGGUGAAAUUAGUCUUCGUCGAACAAUACUUGGUCGCCGGGUUAAUUGUUCUUUGCAUGGGACUCAGCUCGCUGUUCUGUAUUAACACUGUAAGAUUACAAUAUAAAGUUACAGACUCCGAGGGAGGCAUAGCGUAUUUAGAAGCUGUGGACUCUUUGAUGUCGGGUUUAUGCAUGCCAUUGAUUUGUGCCCUCGAGAGUUUCGGCUUCUUAUAUGCAUAUCGGAGCCAUGACUUUGUCUCGGAUAUGCACAUUGCCACGGAGGAAAAUAUGUGCGCAUCACGACUUGGUAUCCAAUGGCAAAUUUUACCAUUUAUUUGCAUGCUGCUUGUAAUCCUCAAAAUAGUAGUAUUAACAAACUCUGAGAUUCCAUCCAGAUUUAUGAUUUUGGCCUUAAUUCCUGUCAUUUGUGUCGUUAUAUCGGUCCCUUUGCGUGCUUGCCGCAAUGCGCUUGUUUUUUUACGGCCAAAACGAAAAUAGUGGUGUAUGUAAAACUGGAUUUCAUGACAAAUAC